GGCGGAGGGGCGGGCUUGCGCUCUCUCUUCUCCUUCCUCCCGGCCUCCCACUGCCGGCAGUCCUGAUCUUUCGCUGUCGCUGGGACCCCGAGUCAUCGCCCGUCCCGAGCACGAUGCCCCCCAAAAAGGGAGGUGAUGGAAUUAAAGCACCCCCAAUCAUUGGAAGAUUUGGAACCUCCCUGAAAAUUGGUAUUGUUGGAUUACCAAAUGUUGGGAAAUCCACCUUCUUCAAUGUAUUAACCAAUAGUCAGGCUUCAGCAGAAAACUUCCCAUUCUGCACUAUUGAUCCUAAUGAGAGCAGAGUACCUGUGCCAGAUGAGAGGUUUGAUUUUCUUUGCCAGUACCACAAACCAGCAAGCAAAAUUCCUGCCUUUCUAAAUGUAGUAGAUAUUGCUGGCCUUGUGAAAGGAGCUCACAAUGGGCAGGGGCUGGGAAAUGCCUUUUUAUCUCAUAUUAGUGCCUGUGAUGGAAUCUUUCAUCUAACACGUGCAUUUGAAGAUGAUGAUAUCACGCAUGUUGAAGGAAGUGUAGAUCCUAUUCGAGAUAUAGAAAUAAUACAUGAAGAGCUUCAGCUCAAAGAUGAGGAAAUGUUUGGGCCCAUUAUAGAUAAACUAGAAAAAGUGGCUGUGAGAGGAGGAGAUAAAAAACUAAAACCUGAAUAUGACAUAAUGUGCAAAGUCAAAUCCUGGGUUGUAGAUCAAAAGAAACCUGUUCGCUUCUAUCUUGAUUGGAAUGACAAAGAGAUUGAAGUGUUGAAUAAACAUUUAUUUCUGACUUCAAAACCAAUGGUCUACUUAGUUAAUCUUUCUGAAAAAGACUACAUUAGAAAGAAAAACAAGUGGUUGAUAAAAAUUAAAGAGUGGGUGGACAAGUAUGACCCAGGCACCUUGGUCAUUCCUUUUAGUGGAGCCUUGGAACUCAAGUUGCAGGAAUUGAGUGCUGAGGAGAGACAGAAGUAUCUGGAAGCGAACAUGACACAAAGNGCUUUGCCAAAGAUCAUUAAGGCUGGGUUUGCAGCACUCCAACUAGAAUACUUUUUCACUGCAGGCCCAGAUGAAGUGCGUGCAUGGACCAUCAGGAAAGGGACGAAGGCUCCUCAGGCUGCAGGAAAGAUUCACACAGAUUUUGAAAAGGGAUUCAUUAUGGCUGAAGUAAUGAAAUACGAGGAUUUUAAAGAAGAAGGUUCUGAAAAUGCGGUGAAGGCUGCUGGGAAGUACAGACAACAAGGCAGAAAUUAUAUUGUUGAAGAUGGAGAUAUUAUCUUCUUCAAAUUUAAUACACCUCAGCAACCGAAGAAGAAAUAAAUUUUGUUACUGCUCAGAUAAACAUACAAUUUCCAAAAGGCUUAUCUCUUUUUUUUUUUUUUAAAUUAAGUUUUCUGAAAACUAGAGGGACAAAUGAAAGUUGGGAUGGGAAUCUUCUACAAACAAAAUUAUUUUUAUUUGUUUUAAAAGUAAAAUACUGCGUACCUCCCAUGAAAUGCAAGUUCACUAAAUGUGAACAGCUUUCCUUUUCAUGUGAUUAAGACCCUACUCCAAAUUGUAGAAGCUUUUCAGGAACCAUAUUACUCUCAUGAUACUUCAUUAAUCUCCAUCAUGUAUGCCAAGCCUGACACAUUUGACAGUGAGGACAAUGUGGCUUGCUCCUUUUUGAAUCUACAGAUAAUGCAUGUUUUACAGUACUCCAGAUGUCUACACUCAAUAAAACAUUUGACAAAACCAGCCUUGGUGUGUUUGGGGAUGUCUGUAUUGACUGACUGUGGUGUGCUGAAUGCGAUACGGCACCUGGUGGUUGCUGAUUACAGAAUUUUAAGGCGUGUGUAUGACACAGUAACUGGCAGUGUGGGGCAGCUGCAAUUGUAUCUUAAAAGUGAGUCUUUCAUGGGAAUCAGAAGAAUAGUAUACCAGGGAUUUGUCUCAAAAAAGUUAAUUAAUUUGUAGAUGGACAUUUAUUGAAAGAUGAUAGCAGUGAUGUUACAAAGGAUAUAACAUAGGUGACGUGACCAAAAAGAAAAAAAUGCAGGCAAGAAAUUCUGCUUCAAAAAUUAAGGGACUUUUGGUUUGUUGUUGUUCUGACCAUAUUGAAGAGAGUAUUCAUUUUUAAUUCUUCCUUUGAAGUGAUCAAAUUGUGGCAGUUGACCCAUUCAUGUCUGGUAGGUUGUAUUUUUGUUUCAAUCAGUAGUGAGUGCAAAAGCUCACAUGCUGACUCUGAAAUCACUAAAAAGAUUAGACCUUAAAAUUACAAAGCUUCCUCAAUACUUGUUAUUGAAAUAUUUUAGGCCAGUUGAAAUUGUAGCAUGUAUAGUUAAGCACUUUUUCUAAUCGUACCAGAAAAUUUUAAAAGAAACAAUAAUGACAAGUUAGCUAGUUGGAGACCAUUUGCCGCUUAGCCUUUUUCUUGUAUGAUAGUUUUAGAGUUCUCUCAUUCCCGUUCCUGCACCCACCAUUCUCUCCCAUGUUAACAGCCCUGUGAGACCUCCCUUGUCCCACUCCACAGCCCUUUUGUGCCCCUCUGUGGCUGUAGGACGAUUUCAGUGGAGUGCAGAUUCACACCCAGGCCUGCCUUUGCCUCUCUGCUGUAUUACCUUGUCAUAUUCACUGCGGUUUACAUUGAAGAUGAGGAAGUAUUAAAGAAACACAUAAACUUCAUAUUGAAAGUUACCUAAUGUCACACCAAAGGUAAUAAAAGGGGUGAUUUUAAGCAUUUGGUUAUACAUGGAAAAGGAUAUUUAAAGAGGCUUCAGUUGAGUAGUAAAUGAAUUUGGAAGCUCUGUAUUGAGUAUGUUCUUCUUGAGUCUGAAAUCAAGUGAUCUUUUGCUAGCAUAAAAAAUGAGUAAACUGCAGCAGAGAAAUAAGAAUAAAACUAAGUGAAAAGUUAAAAAAGAAGAACCAAGUAAAUCAUAGAUGAAACUCAGGGACAGGUGGAGUUGACCAAGUUUACUGAGAAAAAUUCUUGUGUUUCUGUAUUGGAGUAAUGUAUAGAUUAGUGGAUUGUUAAGAGAUUUCAGCAGUAUAAGAGGAAAUCAAAUAUCUUGCUUUUGAGACUUCUCCAAAGUACAUUACAUAGACUUCUUAAAGAAGAAAAGUUUGAAAUCUCAUUAAAAAACCUUUAAGAUUGUAUAAUUUUACUUUCUCUAGCUUCUAAUGUGAUAAUUGCACAUUGCAGAACAGAACCAUUGAUAAAGGAAAGAAGUUAAUUUUGAGGUAACUGCAUUCAUUAGGGGCUGAAAUUAAAUGUUAAAAAUAUUUAAUUUGGUUAGAAGUUCUGCGGCAUUCUAUAUACAUGUACAAAAUUGUGUUGGGGAUAUUUCUCCAAAAGUUGAGAAUUCCAAGAACUUUCAUAUGUAUACAGGUAAUAUGCCUAUAUCUUAAUGUUUUCUCUCCUUUAAUAUUGAUGAUAAUUGGUGUAUUUUUAAGAUUAUAUGUAAAUGUCAUUUUACACCUAAUUCUGUAGUUAAAAGAGAUUUGAUUUGUACCCAGAGUUUGAAAAAAAAGUUUGUGGUAGCAUUUAGUUUAGUUUUAUCAUAUUACCAUCCUACCUUGCACUUUUGGCAUGGCUCAGAUCAGAACCAGGUCUCCCAAAGAAGCACAAAUCCUUUUUGUCCUUCAUUAACUUAGUUAGAAGUGAAGCUUCUGUUCACUUAAAAUUUGCCAGCUCCAUUUGUGGAGUAUGUAUUCUUACUCAUGAUUAGUCACCUUUCCUUCAUUAGAAUUCCAAAUUGUUAUUUAUCUCUAGUUGUCUCCUUGUAUUAUAUUUAUAUUCUUUGUAUAAAUACAUAUAAAGAAUAUAUUUACUGUAUAUAAAUUAAUUUGUGUGUGUGUAUAUACUGCUUUGUAACAACCCUGGCCCUUCUCAUUCAGGGAGACAGAGAAAAUCCCUUCUUCCCUUCUUUUCCUGCCUCUUAUAUUUUUCUGCUUAGUCUACUUAAAUUCACUUAAUAUCAUGCUGUUUUUAUUUUGCCAGAGACUUCAGAAAUGUUGAUUGUUUCUAAUGGCAUAUUGCCUUCGCUGGAAAAAUUGAUCUCAACUUACUUUAAGUUUGCAAAAAUACACUAUGAUGAUGGUGUAAGUUUGACUUGUGAGUGACUUUUUUGUCUCCUACCCAGUUUGGGACACCUCUUAAAAAUUGACAGUUCCUGAAUUUCCUGCAUAGUCUGUAAAUAUCCUGAGUCAUUGGUAAAUUUGUAUUUCAAUAAAAAGCCUGUGUUGCAAUUUAAAAAUAUAAGAAAGAAAGAGCUCACUUGACCAGCCAGGAAGCAGUUCACAGACCUGUCAAACCACACAAGUGAUCUGGUCCUUGGCUCUGCAGGUCCAGGUACUUGAUUUUUUCAGCUCAGCUGAUGCUGUGUGUGUAUGUGUAACACUUUCUAAACUUCUAAGAAUCUAAUUUAUAAACUAGAAUGCCAAGUUAUUCAACUACAGUAGGAGGUGUUCCUGACAUGUAAAUAACAAAUGAUGGUUAAGGCCCAUACUCAGGAGUCAGGAGGCUCCUGACUUUGAAUCCUGACUUCACCACUGCCUACUCUUGUGACCUUCCUUAGGCAAAUUACUUAACCACUUCUGAGGCUAUUUCUUCUUCUGUAAAAUGGGGAUAAUAGGACCUCCUUCAUGGGGUUGUUUGUGAGGAUUAAAUGGAUUUAUACAUGUAAAAUGCUUAAAACUGCUUGGGAUGAAAGUGCUAAAUAAAUGUUAGCAAUUCUUAAAACUUGUGUUUGGAGUGCUUUUUCUAGUGCUUAUGUCCACUCAAGAGACAAAGUUAUAGAACAGAAAGUUGCUUGGUGAAUGUAAAAUUAGAGGAGAGAAACAUAAAUCUCUAGGAAAUCACUCCCAGGACCUCUAGUAGAUGUCUCCAGCUUAAAAUAAAACCAAACCAAACCCGUUGCCAUCAAGUCGAUUCUGACUCAUAGCGACCGUAUAGAACAGAGUAGAACUGCCUAUAGAGUUUCCAAGAAGUGCCUGGUGGAUUUGGACUGCCGACCUUUUGGUUAGCAGGCUAGCUCUCAACCACUAUGCCGCCAGGGUUUCCCCAGCUUAGGAUAGUUCUGUCUAAUUGAUCAACAAAGCAAAUUUAUUAGUCCUGCUUCUGUAGGGUCACAGUGAAAAGGUAGACACAGAUAGUUAAUUAAGGA
Messenger RNA from Trichechus manatus latirostris (Florida manatee), 5128 nucleotides. RefSeq names its product Obg like ATPase 1 (gene OLA1). The record is from RefSeq and is a predicted model, not a curated record. The transcript has 11 exons. Lineage: Eukaryota; Metazoa; Chordata; Mammalia; Sirenia; Trichechidae. Gene Ontology annotation, cellular component: cytoplasm. Bases 114 to 1304 code for a protein of 396 amino acids. Gene Ontology annotation, molecular function: GTP binding; ATP hydrolysis activity; ATP binding.